UGUAAACAGAAAAUCACUGAACAAUAAAUUCACGAUCUCAGAACCGACUUUGAAAGAAUCCUUAGGAAAACGGAAAGUAAGAAGAUGUCGAAACAGUCUUGUGUUGCUACUAAACUCAAGCAAGUGGUUGAGUCACUUUACAAUCCCAAGCUGGCUGAUUCUUGGGAUAAUACUGGUUUGUUAUUGCAAGCACCGUUUUCUAGAACUGGCGCCAAGUCUGUAUUACUGACAAUCGAUUUGACGGAAAAGGUGGCAGAUGAAGCCAUCUCCAAUAAACUUAUUUCCUCCAUCAUAACGUAUCACCCUAUUAUUUUCCGUGGGCUGAAAGCUAUUACGAUGGAAGAUUCACAACAAAGGAGCUUGCUACGUCUAGCAGCUGAAGGCAUCCAUGUUUACUCCCCUCACACGUCCGUCGAUGCUGCUGCUGAAGGCGUUAACGAUUGGUUAGCUUGGGGUAUUGCUGGUGGAAAGAACCUGUUAAAAUCGUCAAAGCCAAUUCAGCAAAACGCUCCCAUGUCUGAAACCGAAGGAUAUGGUCGCCUUUGCGAAUUUUCAUGUCCAGCGAGCUUGCGCGAAGUAAUUGAGCGAGCAAAGAAACUAACUGGUCUUCCAUAUGUCCAAGUGGCUGCUCCAAGAGGCCUUGAUGCUUCAAUCUCCAGUGUUUCCGUUUGUGCUGGAUCUGGUGGCUCUGUACUCGCUGGAACAGAGGCCGAUUUAUACUUUACCGGAGAAUUGUCUCACCAUCAAGUCCUCGCCCUUACUGCAAAGGGAAUUUCCGUUAUUUUGUGUGGUCACUCCAAUACUGAGCGUGGAUAUCUCAAGGACGUCAUGGCCGAAAAGCUUGCUAAAGCUUUUCGGGAAUCUGAUGUUGAUGCAGAAAUUAUAAUUUCUGCUGAAGACCGCGAUCCUCUCACAAUAAUGUAAGGUUUUUUUGUUCAGUUUGCCAAAUAAAAAUUAAUGACGUUUUUGACGAUUCAACCAAAAUAGUACUUAAUAGAAUACUAUCCUACAAGCUCGUCAAUUGGGUUUAAUCUGAGCGUAGUAUUAAAGUAACUAGGAACAGAUUGGUUUACACAUUCUUGCAUGCAUUGUCUGCACUCUCAGUUUAUAUUUGAGUCCACUAUUUUGUCAUUCAUAGCAGUCUUUUAUCUUAAAAAAAAAUAAAAAAACAGUAAAGAUUAAAGAAUCGU
Schizosaccharomyces octosporus yFS286 is the source of this 1190-nucleotide messenger RNA. RefSeq names its product NGG1 interacting factor 3 family protein. The record is from RefSeq and is a predicted model, not a curated record. The transcript is spliced from 4 exons. NCBI's taxonomy places the organism in Eukaryota, Fungi, Ascomycota, Schizosaccharomycetes, Schizosaccharomycetales, Schizosaccharomycetaceae. Bases 85 to 924 code for a protein of 279 amino acids. Gene Ontology annotation, cellular component: cytoplasm; mitochondrion.